GUCAGCCUUCAAAAGUGAUCAUCUUUUGGUUUCCAGAUAGCAGAGCAGCUGGAGGAGAGCAGAGAGCUCACGACUGAGUUGACCAACUCGACAAUGGCAAACAACAAAUUCUUUAUUGUCCUAGUUUUUCUGUUCAACCUGGCUGUGGCACACAUGGAAGCCCCUGUGUCUUGCUACAGGAUCGAACCGGGGACGAUCGCAGGCAUCGUCUGUGCAGAUGUGCUGCUGACCCUGGUCAUUGUCAUUGUCACCUACCAGUGUGCCAGCUAUCGGCAUAAGAAGAUGGACAAGUCUGAAAAAUUGUACACGAAUGUCCGAGCCAACUGCAAGCGCUAAACUAAUCCGAAGGUGGUGCAGUACAUUAAAAGAUGAUGUUCCCUUUUUUUUAAAUCCUGUUUAAAAAAUAUGUACAUAUAUUAAAAAAAUAUUGAUGUUUUGCAAUAAACACAAGAUGAGUGUCUUGCGCAUGUUACAAUUCAUAAACCUUGUGAAUAAAAUAUCUCUAUGUGGUAUCCAAUUGUAGGAAAUGUUGGCAACUCAACAACACGACACAGCUCCCUCUGUAGUUGACUUUUGGAAACACUCGACUAAAUCCUGUUUAAGGCCUGAAGUUUACAUGUCAAUAUUUCAGCUGCAGUGAUUUCAAAAAAUAAAAGACUAACCUUGUGAUUUCAAAUAGAUGUUUUACAAUGUAGCACCUGCCAAACCACUGACUUAAUGAUGUAUUAAAAUAAAUAAAAGCUUCAA
This is a messenger RNA of Pseudoliparis swirei, 747 nucleotides long. It is a transcript of the gene hcst, whose product is annotated as hematopoietic cell signal transducer. Lineage: Eukaryota; Metazoa; Chordata; Actinopteri; Perciformes; Liparidae. Gene Ontology annotation, molecular function: signaling receptor binding; phosphatidylinositol 3-kinase binding. The transcript has 5 exons. Gene Ontology annotation, cellular component: membrane. Bases 94 to 336 code for a protein of 80 amino acids. Gene Ontology annotation, biological process: positive regulation of phosphatidylinositol 3-kinase/protein kinase B signal transduction; regulation of immune response. The record is from RefSeq and is a predicted model, not a curated record.